AAGUUAGGUCAGGUGUGAUGCUGGCUUCCAGUACUGUAUUUUUAACUUUAAAUAGGAAAAAAUUUGCCCUUGUUUGUGAGAUUUUGAAAGCAUGCCAAGUCUAUGAGAACCGGUUUCAGCCAGUUGGAGCCGGUUCCUUUGCUUUGGGCUGAAAAUGAGAGAGAUGAGAAAUGUGAUCUAGGUUCAAAAUUCUGUGUGCUGGUUAUUCGUCGUUGAUGUCUUGUUGUGCUGCUGAUUAGAAAUCUUGGUUGUUUCAGAUGUAAUGUUGUACUUCACACAUAAUAAUAAUGAUGAUGAUGAUGAUGAUGAUGAUAAUAAUAAUAAAAAAGUGGUCAGGUUUUACACAGAUUUUUAUCCUAUUAAAAUGAGAAUGUUUGUGCUUAAGACAUGCUACCCUUGCGUAUUUUCCAGCUUCAUAUUUUGUUGUGGCUGUUUUUAAUUAUUUAAUCCUGGUAGCUGUCUGGUAGCAAUAUGAGUACUAAGGGGAUGUUACACAGAAGAGCAGUGAUGUGGCAAAUAAAGACUGAAAUAUCAGGAAAGUUAUUUGUAAAAUUACAGAAAAAAAUUGACCUUUUAACAUUACCUAAAGCAGUGAAUCUUACAAUAGUUUUCAGACUAGGUGACUAUAGUCUUUCUCAUGUAUUCAAGUUACCUGUACAGGCCUCCUAGCUAUAUUUCAGUUAUUUAGAAAGUUCAGUUGCUGCUACAUAGAGAUAUGCGCGACUACUUAACUAGAUGUAUAGAUGUUACUCACCUUGCUAGUAGACAUCAGAAACACUAGUUGGCUAGUAGGGCUGCCACAAUUUGUUGACAUAAUCUAUGACGUCGACUAUUAAAAAGUGGUUAGUCCAUCAUUUUAUUGUUGACGCGUCAUAUACAUAUCACAUAAAUGUGUUUUUGUAACUGCAGUACACUACAGGAAGGUAUGGGGGCAGUAUCACAUUUUCCAUCUGCAGGACUGCACUCAGUUUGGGAUGCUAUUUCCACUUCUCUGACAUGAGGCACAUGGGUGGAAACAGUCCUCUUCCCACAUGCUUGCACUACUGUAAAUACCACACGGUUCGGGAAGGAAGCUGACUGAAUGCAGGAAGCACAUGACAACCAGACUAUUACCAACACGUAUUAGCGUAAACUGACCUUACGUGGACUUUGUCUUGGGAAGAUGGCAAAUUAAAGACUGUCUAAAGUUCGAUUUGAAACUUUGCACCCUUUGUUGUGCUCAUAAAGAACUUUAGUUAAUUUUUAAUAUGAUUUUCUGGCGUUCUCUUGUUUACGCUGAGACUCUAAAGGACCUGGCACACCAUGUAGACAAAUUGGCUGGCAGAUCAUGAUUGCGGUUUACCGUGAGCUACAGUUUCUUUAUCAUUGGCUUUGUGGCUGACUUAUCGUGUUCAGCUGAGGUUAAAAACAGUGUGUGCGGAUGGUGGUUAAAGCUAAAUUUAAUGUGGGCUUUGGUAUUAAACUAAUAUUUUUAAUAUAAUGAUAUUAAAAAUGAUCCUCCAGAAUUGUUUGUCCUUCCAGAAUUGUUUCUAUUUGAAACAGACUACAUAGCUUUUGUGGAGAUUUAUAUAUUUAGCUUGUUAGUUUGAGGUUAGCUUCACAAAGUCAAUAAAAUUAUACACUGAAAACAAGUGUCUGUUACUCAUGCCUACCCAAAAUCUCCUUCUGCUAUAAACAAGCACUACAAUACAUGCAGAAGUUUGGACACCUCAAGGCAAAUUAAAUGUUUAUUAAAUUUCAAAGUAAAAAGAAAUGAAUAAAGCCCUUCGGGGAAAUUAGAUGUGUCAUUUCAUUAUAUAUUUAACUCCCAUCCCAAACAUUCAAGGAAACUCUCAGAAGUCAGCAUUAAUUAACUCAUUAGGUCUCAUACGGUUCAUGUAUGUGUCUCGCCUGUCAUCCUAUGAUAGCUGGGAUAGGCUCCAGCGCUCCCUGGCGUCCCUGAAGAAAGUGGGUGAAUGGACUUGUACCGACAAAUUUUCUGACCACUCCAACUUUGCUCUCCUACUUAGGAAAUCUCGAGUUAAGCUAACUGAUGCUUAAAAGCCUAUUAUAAUAUCAUUAAUAACGGUAAUUAACAGGAACACUGUAGAACUGCUGGGCAGAAAGGCCAAUUGAAAACUCCAAAUGAUGACAAAGGACCCGGCUCAGCAUCGGUAAAUGGAGACCUUACCUAUGCACAGACGACCUCUGGAUAAGCCAACGGCUUUCUGAAAGCUCGAUUAAGGUGAGAGACUGGUGGCAGCUGAGACUGCAACCUUGCAAAUCUUACCAAAGGUAUAUUUGGAGGAAAUGGGAACAUGGAAAAAUUCUGCUUUAAGGCUGGAGAAGAAUGGACCCUGUUAUAAAUACAUGUAUACACAAACACCACUCAAGAACUCACAAUUAUCAACAAGUAUUAUGUGAAAGUGUGAGUACUUCAAACUAAUGCAUACAAAUGUAGUUUUUUUAUUACUGCAGGAAGUCAAGCCUGCUGUGGGUUUUAAUAAGCAAAUUUGUGGCUACAAAUGAGUGUGUAAAGACAGAGUGAAACAAAUGCGAUUAUUGAGAUUUAUUUUUUUUUUAAAUAAAGAGGCAUGUGUACAGACAGCUUUAUAACUCUGCCGAAACAUACAAACUCACCUGCCGAUAUAGUGAGAUUUCCAGCAUUAGGAAUUUUAAAUAAUCCCGACAAAAAAAUUGAAAAGUACUCUAAUUUUAAAAGAAUUUAUUCCUUCACUUGCACAGGUAACUAUGCAAAAAUACUUCUACCAUCAAAGCAGCGUGUUAUGAUUUAUUGAGGACUCUAAACAGUGAUUCACCAAACUCUGAGAGCUUCAGCUAUGCAGGCUAUUUUCAGGCUGCUUGUACUGCCUAAGCGAAGGAAAAUGUAAACGUUUUUUAUUGCUGUGGGUUCAAUUUAUGCCCCAAUAUCAAUAUAUGAGAACUAAGCUACAGUGUAGCCUAGCUGAUUUGACCACAGGGGGUGACUUGUCUAAGCUCAAGGCUGCUUUCUCCAGCACUGCAGACAUGUCGGUGUGCAAAAGGGUGUGAGAAAGAGAGAGACACGCAGGCUCUUGGAGAGCACAGAUACCAGCUCCCCUGCUCCCGAUCACAUGGAUUCUGCUGCAAAGGGACUCAGACAACACGAGGUGCAAAGGUUUAAGCUAUUCCUUUUCUGGAAUACCAACAAACAUGAGAAUAUAAGACCACUAUAACUCACCCCCUGCUGGCCUCUUGGGGAACAGCAAGUUCCUCAAGCACAAGCGAGUGCACAAAAUGGCUGACCUGAAUUAAUGCUUUGUGAUCUCAGAAGGAAAUGACUGCAAAAAGACUGUUGUUUCUAAUAAAUAGCAUAGCAUAACAUAACAUAACAUAACUACUCGCUGGGAUCUUCAGGUGGACUCUUCUCAUGUGUGCACUUCCGCGUAGAAAGUGCAACACUUCAAUGUGCCUAACACCCUGCAUAACCACCAUGCUUGCCGAUGCAGCAGGUCUGUGUAACUGUGAGUGUAGGUUUACAAAACUACAAUCACACUACUGUCUGUAGUUAGGUUACAGACAAAUUUUCAGGCUGUUGUUUGGCAGAAGGCUCCUCCCCCUCCCUAUAACCCCUCCCCCUUAGCACUGUAAUGUCUCUGGGCUCUGUCUGGACACCCCUCCCCCUCCAUGCCAAUGUUCAGCUGCCUGUUCUCUACCACUCAUUGGCUCUGUGAUUCUGUCUCAAACCUGCUCCUCCUGCUGCAGGGUAACUACAAGCUGCAGCACAUUUUCUUUGAGUCCUGCAUAUCCUCCAUACUAACCGACCUAAAACAUCCUGCAGCGGUUCAUAUACAUACCUUGCCUGCUUUUAUCUACCGACUUCAGCACGGUGACCAACAGGAUGCUUUAAAAAAAAACGAGUGAACCACUCAGACUGCAUCUCUGGACUGUGCGACCGUUAGUCGUUUAACGACCAAACCCCCUCUCCCCCGGUCGCAACGUCAGCCGUUGGAGUUUUUUUGUGCGUGCGCGAAAGGAGGAGGAGUCUGUUCGCGAGUCAGAGGGGGCGCGGAGCAGUCGGUUGAAUCCGCGAACACAACAGUUGUUGUUGUGGCACAGCUCACUAGUUUCCCCGGUUCAUCUUGAGAACGUGGACUUGAUGCAGCACUCAUAACGCAUCCCGAGAGCAUCGGCGCUUCACACAGGGGGUCCGUAAGAGUUGGUUUGGACACCAGCGGGUGAGGAGGGGACCGUACGGAACGAAGCUUAAAAUCGCGGGAACGUCGGCGGACAGCGUAGAGAAAUUCGGUUGUCGACAAGUCCUGUAUUAAGUCCAUUGUCAGGAACCCUUUGGCUUGAAGGCAAAGAUGGAAGUUAUUGUGACAGAAGAGAAGAAGAAGAUUUUCCGCGCCAGGAAAACCAUGAAGAUCAGUGAUAGACAUCAGCUGGAGAACCUGCACAGCACAUUGCUCACUGUGGGUACAAGUUUGUCCAACCCAUCUCCACCACCUGUGAUGAAUGGAACACAUAAAGAGGACGGACAAAAAGUGGGCGACAAAGAGCAAAACAACAUCCUGGACUUGAACACUCCCCAGACUACACCACCCGUCUCUCCGACCGCUCUGAGCUCUCCCACACCGUCCCUGUCCCUAAAUUUGUCUCCUUCCCCUCCCUCUUCAAGUCCAAAAGGACUCGAAGAAAUGACUGCUCCGAGAUCACCAGUGGAUCCUCUAAAUUUUGAACUGAAAAAGGUAGAAGAAGAUGAGAAGAAAGAUAGCACACCAUCAUCAUCAAGUGAACCUGUCACAGCUAGAACAGACUGCAAGGGACAACAGGAAAAAGACACUGAGGUGAUCCCAGCUGAGGAAAAGAAGAAGGAGGAUCACACUGUAGAAGAGGACCCAGCUGUAGAUUUGGCAGUGGACCCACUGAAAGGUUCGGAUACACCUGUGCCACCUGCAGUAUCUGACUUCACAGAACCAAUGGAAACAGAUAGUGACACUACAAAGGAAAUGGACACUGAGGCUUCCACAGCCAAAGUACCAGAUGAAAAGCCUUCUUCUCCUAAAUGUACCACUUCCGACUCUUCCUCAUCUUCUUGCUCUAUACCCAAUCCAGCUUCUUCUUGUGCGGACCAAAAACAAUCAGUGGAAAUCAAAGAUGACAUAAAAGAAGUAGAGACUGACAAAGCGGAUGUGAAGAAAGGCUUGACGUGUGAGGAAAAGAUGGAGGUGGGCUCUGUAAAAGUGGAGCCCAAAAAGGAAAAAACUAAUGUGGGACAAGCCUCAAAGCCAUCUCGACCAUCGUCCACUCCACCAUCUGAUACAGCAGUGAAAGAGGAGAGGAGCUCAACCUCGGGACUGAAACGCACUUUAUCGGAGGGCUCUGAAAAAGAUGGGCAAACUGUAAAAAUAGAGGGUAAGAGGCCCAAGAUGGACCGUGAGGAGUUGGAGGCCCAACUGGAACUUAAAAUUACUACAAAAGCUGGCAGUCAUCAUAAACUCGGGAAGAUUGUGCAGCAGUUAGUGGAGGAGCGAUUGAAGGUGUUGGAGCUCACCAUUUUCGACAAACAUUUCCAAGAGCUGAAGGACAGAGUAGACAAAAUUGACUGCGCCACUAAACACCAAGCUGCCAUUAACACACUCCAAGCCAAGAUUGCCCGACUAUCAAAAAAGUUUGGAGAGGCUAAUCAGGUAUCGGAGAAUAAAAGGAAACAGGAGGCACUUGCUGCUGUUGCUGCUGCUACUGCUGCCAAAACGGCAGCGGUUACGAAUAACCCUCAAGCUCAGCGGCCAGGCUGGACUUCCAUGGAGGUAAAGCAGACAUCCACAACUGUUUCUUCAUCCAGCACAGCAGUAGUUCCAGUUCCUACCGCAACCCCUGCCGCAGCUUCAGCCCCUGCUGCAGCUUCAGCUCCAACUCCCACCUCCACUUCAACUGCCAUGGUUCAGCAGACCCCUAUCCUCCAGCUGAUCACUUCCAACUCUAAUCCCACCUCCACCUUGGCCACUGGCAGUACCACCCAGAGUCAAACGGGCACCCUCCUCUUGAAGACUGCCCCUGGGAGUAGCAUGAUGGCUACAGGCCAGCCGCUUCUCAUCCAGUUGCCUUUAUCAGUGAACGGCCAGGCAGGGACACUGGUCAACAUCCCCGUCUCGUCUUUGUCUGCAGCCAGCUCACUGAACAAGUCCAAAACCACUGCUUCUACCGCCACGUUUAUACUCAAGCCUGCACCUGUCACGACCACAGCCACAGCCUCGGCACCAGCUGUGGCCACUGUCCCAGCCCUCCAUGGCUCCAGUGCCCAGAUGUCCUCUGGCCAGAUCUCUCUUGCUCGUGCUGUGUAUCAAGGGGGUGCAAGUGGAAUAACUACACCCCAUGCUGGGGUAUCUGUGACCACGGCCAGGACACCAGCUCAGUCUGUCUCUGUAGUCGGGGCCAUGUCUUCAGUCUCUUCACCUACAACAUCUGGGCCAGCAGCAACCGGAUCCACUGCUCCAGGACCUCCACAGGGGAUGUCUUUGACAUCAAAGACAGACAACCAAGUUACAGUAACCGCUGCAUCUAAAGCAGCUGCACCAGCGGCACGACCCAAAGGCUCCGUAAUUGACCUCACCGAGGACGAUGAUGAUGUCCAAGUGACUGGAGUGAAGAAUGCUACUGUUACAACUCCCUCACCGAGCCCACGCACUAACCCAGUCAUCAGCAUCCACAACAAUACAGGAGCAAGAGCAUCCCCUCUAAGCAAUCAGAACAGUUCUGGCAAUCCUCAGUUGACAGUACAUCACCGCCCCCCAGUGGAUACUCCAUUAAAAUCCCGCAGUGUAACCACUACUACUACACCAACUCGAGGCUCCAGCAUGGCGCUUCCACCGCUCCCUCCUGCACCCGCACCAUCACGCUUACCCCCAGAGGCUGAACGGACCUCGCCUCCUCAACAACCUCAGCUAAAGCUGGUGCAGAGUCAGACUGGUAUAGUGCUCUCCUGGUGUGUUGGAGAAGUUGAUCGGACCUGCGCAGCUGUAGAAAGCUAUCACCUUUAUGCCUUUCAUCAAGAUAACUCUAACAGCAAUGCAUCUCAGCAGCACUGGAAGAAAAUUGGGGAGGUGAAGGCCCUUCCACUGCCUAUGGCCUGUACGCUGACCCAGUUCCAGUCUGGCUCCACGUAUCACUUUGCUGUUCGAGCCAAAGAUGUAUAUGGGCGCUUUGGCUCUUUCUGCGAACCUCAGUGCACAAAUGUCAUCAGUUCCAGCUCUAGUUGAACCGUUACAGAAAAGACAUAGCGUUUUGCCUUUGAUAGUUUAUGACUUUUCACCUGUUUUGUGUUAGGAACUGAAAUAUUGUACGCUGGACAAAAACAAACACCUGUAAAUGUCUUCCCAUAUAACAACUGGGCAACAAACUGACUUGGAGAGUUCAAGUGGCAAACGGUUGGUUUUGUCUGACUCAUCAUAUGUAAUGUGUUUUUUGUGACUUAAGCUGUUGUGUAUAUAAGUUGAAAAAGUUUGCCCCUCCUGCCAGAUCAGGUAUUUGUGUUGUUCGCUCCUGAUCUUCAGACCCAGAUCUUUUUUUUUUCUUUUUUUUUUUUCUUUUUUUUUUCUUCCUCUUUUACUUGACAGGAUUUUUUUUUCCAUGUAAACUAAAUUGCACAGAAAUGUAUAAAUGUGUGGUAGAAACAGAAUGAUAACUUUUGUAAGUUUUGUCUGGCAACCAGACUUUCACAAGCAUAAUAAAGAGGUUUUAUUAAAGUCAGCGACAGAAUAAAUAUUCUGUAUUUAAUGCCAUAGCACUCCUCUGCAGUUAGACUUUAGUCACCUAGGCCUAGAGAGCCUGGAUGACUCCUUUGUAGUUCCCAUAGGAUUGGCAAGUUGUUCCUAGAGGUUUGUGGGUGAUGCUAGGUGAAAUCUGUUUCAAAGAGUGCUGCAUCCACAACGUUCUUGUGAUUGCCCAAUUUGUGCAGACAAAUCGUCACCGACACAGUGGCGACUGCCAGCAACCACUCACCAGCUGGUUGUGGGAUACAUACUUUUCCUAAACAACCUGGGGUUGCCAGUGGAUCACUGACUGAUCCCUAGGCCUAUGUGAAUGAGGCUUCAGCAAUCGAUCUCAAAGCAACUGUCAACACCAGCUCCCAACUGGUCAGGGGUUCAGGGAACAUGCGUGUAUAUAUAUAUAUAUAUAUAUAUAUAUAUUUUUUUUUUUAACCUCAUUACCAGUGGUUGCCGGAUGAUUACAGAGUGGUCAUUAAGCCUGUGUGGCUCGGACCAUACAGAAACCACAAAGCAGAAAACCAAUGCCCAACAAAGACAUGGACUUUGGUAACAGGAUACAGAAAAUAUAGUCAUGUGGGGACCAAAAUCAAAAAGGUUAUGUUAUUGUCUCUGAAUGUGCACAAUAAACCUUGUCAGAUGGCAGUCCUGUGA
Molecule: messenger RNA, 8381 nt
Organism: Haplochromis burtoni (Burton's mouthbrooder)
Lineage: Eukaryota; Metazoa; Chordata; Actinopteri; Cichliformes; Cichlidae
Product: activating transcription factor 7 interacting protein
Exons: 14
Coding region: 4326-7220 (964 amino acids)
Biological process (GO): regulation of DNA-templated transcription
Cellular component (GO): transcription regulator complex; nucleus
Molecular function (GO): protein binding; transcription coregulator activity
Source: RefSeq, a predicted model, not a curated record